Helianthus annuus (common sunflower) is the source of this 1510-nucleotide messenger RNA. RefSeq names its product protein ODORANT1. The record is from RefSeq and is a predicted model, not a curated record. Lineage: Eukaryota; Viridiplantae; Streptophyta; Magnoliopsida; Asterales; Asteraceae. The transcript is spliced from 2 exons. Bases 238 to 1059 code for a protein of 273 amino acids.
UACAACCAUCAUUCCUUUUUCCCCUCAACACUCCCCACCCGAAACCAGUUGCAGUUCACCUAUUCCUUUCAUGGAUCAAUGGUGGGCCCACUCUCUCUCUCUCUCUACCCAAUGUCUCUCUCUGGGAACUAUAUAUAUAGGUUGGUAGUGGCAUAUCUAAAAGACUAAAAGUGGGUGUGUUUUCAUAACAUUAAAGUUAUCAAGUGUUUUAUUGUUUCUUGCCUGUGGUGAAUAAAGAUGGGAAGACAGCCAUGUUGUGACAAAUUAGGGGUGAAGAAAGGGCCUUGGACAGCAGAGGAAGAUAAUAAACUUAUCAACUUUAUCCUAACCAACGGCCAGUGUUGUUGGCGUGCGGUCCCUAAGCUCGCUGGACUGCGCCGUUGUGGGAAGAGUUGUCGUCUCCGAUGGACCAACUAUCUUCGACCAGACUUGAAGCGUGGUCUACUCAGCGAGUCCGAAGAACAACUUGUUAUUGAUCUCCAUGCUCGUCUUGGCAAUAGGUGGUCCAAAAUCGCAGCAAGAUUGCCAGGACGAACAGAUAACGAAAUAAAAAAUCACUGGAACACUCACAUCAAGAAAAAACUAAUAAAAAGAGGAAUUGAUCCCGUCACUCAUGAACCACUUCAAAAGGAUCAUCAGGAUACGGAGACAAACAACCAUUCACCACCAGUGGUGGAAAGCACCAAUGUCACAGGAAGCUCUGAAGAGACCUCAAGUUCUUCACCACAUGAAAACUGUUCAACUUUGAGUGGUGAACCUGAAAUAUCGUUUGAAAGCCUUUGUGAAGAUGAAAAGUUGCUAAGCUACCUCUUAGGUGAUGAUGAGCCUCCACUAGUUGAUACAAUGAGUUGGGAGUUACCAAACAUUAAUGCACAAAACAUCAAUAGCGAUAUUGGGGCCUUCGCCUCGUGGGAUGAUUGCGUUAGGUGGCUAUUGGAUGGUCAAGAUUUUGGAGUUCAUGAUUUUGGGUUUGAUUGUUUCGACGAAAUUGAGAUGAGUGCCUUGGACACCCUAGAGACGAACAACAAACAAUACUCUAGUCCCGAUCAACAACCAUAACGUUACCUUGAUUUUUCAUCAUGACCGAAUGACUAUAUUCAUCGUCUUGUGUGGGGUUAUAGAGUGAACACCAGUGUAUUUGUGAACUGAGUGAACAAAUCCUGACCAUUGAUUUACACACGUGUAUGGCCAGGAUUAGUUCGGUCAGUUCGCAAAUAUACUAGUGUUCACUCUUGAACCUAAUCCUAUAUAUAUAUAAGGCUAUUUAAAGAAUUCUAGCUUAUUAGGGUUAUUGCAAACCAUGUAUUUGAUGGUAGAAGAGAACUCAAGUCUUAUUGGAGAGUUCUCACCAUCUAUUAGGUAAGUUAUCAAUACAAGCCAAAAGUUUAGCUACAUAACAAAAGGGAAAAAUAGGAACAAUUAUCAAGUAUCAAGAACUUAGAGUGUGUUUGUAAAUAAGGAAAGUUACUGUGUACCUGUUGGUCGAGUUUUUUUAUCAUUUGAUUUCUCA